AUGAAAGCCACGAAAUCCCUCACAUAUGCCACCGAAAACACUAUUAUCUCUCCAACACUGUUGCUGCGAAGUCACUCAAAUCCAACCCCUAGUGUAUGUGAAUGUGGGUCAUGUUUUCAUGAAGAAAUCCCAAUUAAUGUGUUGCCUAGCAAAUUGUUCACUGCUAAACCUGGAAGACUAGUGUCUGCCAUCAAUACUUUAGUCGAAAGUAUCUCUAAGCAAAAAGUUGGCUCCAACGACUCCAUCCAAUAUACUUUUAACAAAAUGGGUAAGAUGACAUCCAGUGCAGCUGGAGACGGACAGUAUUGGUGGGACGACUUAUUGUUCGUACAAGGCGAAAAGUCGGAGACCUUAACACCAUUUACUCUUAUUCUUCGAGCGUUAAUCCGCUUCGAAGACCUCUAUGCUAAUAACCAAAGAAACUGCUUGACUGAAAUAAUUAAUAUUUGUCGUUCGUGUAAUCAUAAGAAAAAACCAGACUAUAAAUCAACUCGUUUAAAAUUUUAUAUUGGAUUGAGUUCAUACGUCAACAGUAUUGAUAUGUUUUGUUGGUCUCCUGGUUCACGAGAUAUUGCCUUUGAAUUUGUUCUAGCUUGGAGUACUCUAAUCAUAAACGAGAGUGGUUUGCAACAUAUUGGCCGUAGUAACCUUGCUCCAGAAUCAUUUGGUGUGAUUGAGAAUUGGGCUGAAUAUUUAUCAACGGGAAAAUUAAGUUCAAAAUCUUCUAGAUUUAUUCAAGUAGAACCAGACCAUUCUAGCUUCUUUCAGGAGCUUGAAUUAUCUAAUGUUUGUGAAAAUCCUUUACAUCUUACUACUAAAGAGAUCGUUAUAGCUAAAAAUCCUGAAGCAGGAACUACUAAAGAUAAUCUUCAUAGCAAUUUCAGGCACAGAUCUGUAACUUUAAUUAUCGAUACUGGUGAAUUGUGUACUGUAGAAGAAAAAACGAUGAAUACGAAUUCCGAUUUGUACAAAUUAAGCAAAGUAUGGGAAUCUGUUGUUGCAAAACAACUAGGAAAUGUGAACAAUACAAUUGUAUACAAAAUUGGCGAACCACUCGACUCAUUGAUCUCAUCAAUUAACAAGUAUUGGGUAUAUAAUCGAUGUACAAUAUGUUCAGAAAGCAAUUAA
Molecule: messenger RNA, 1128 nt
Organism: Schistosoma curassoni
Lineage: Eukaryota; Metazoa; Platyhelminthes; Trematoda; Strigeidida; Schistosomatidae
Source: the annotation of a GenBank genome assembly